UUUCAUCAUCUGUAUAUAACUAUGUGUAUGAUUGCUUAUACAUACAUUGUAUGUAUCUAUCUGUUAGGGUUGCUAGAUUUAAGUUCUUGUGUGUAUUCCAACUGGUAGCUAGAGAUUUUAGUUUUGGUGGAUUGUUUAUGCAGUGUGGGUAGAUCAUGUGGAAGCUGAAGAUUGCAGAAGGACAUGGCCCGUUUCUGUACAGCACCAACAACUUUGUAGGCAGACAGACAUGGGAGUUCGAUCCCAAUGGAGGAACCCCGGAGGAAAUUCGGGCUUUCCAGAAGGCACGCGAAGAGUUCGCUGAGAAUCGGAAGAAAGGUUAUCAAUGUUCAGGAGAUCUCUUCUUGAGAACGCAGCUCAAGAAGGAAAGUGGACUUGAUCUGCUGGGCAUUCCGCCGGUCAGAGUUGGAGAAAACGACGUCGUGACGUACGAAACGGCGACGAUUGCUGUGAAGAAAGCUCUGUGGCUGAAUCGGGCGGUGCAGGCGAGCGACGGACACUGGCCGGCAGAAAGUACAGGGCCUGUGUUUUUCACUCCUCCACUCAUAAUCGUCUUGUAUAUAAGUGGAACAAUCAACACAGUUCUAACGUCAGAACACAGGACGGAGAUGAUCCGCUAUAUAUACAAUCAUCAGAAUGAGGAUGGCGGGUGGGGAUUUCACAUAGAAGGGCACAGCACCAUGAUAGGCUCCGCACUCAGCUACGUGGCCCUGCGGUUACUCGGAGAAGGUCCUGACGACGGGAACGGCGCCGUCGCAAGAGCUCGCCGGUGGAUCCUUGAUCACGGCGGCGCUACGGGAAUUCCGUCGUGGGGGAAAACCUACCUCUCGGUGCUUGGAGUGUAUGAUUGGGAUGGCUGCAAUCCUCUUCCCCCGGAAUUCUGGUUGUUCCCUUCAUUUAUGGCUUUUCAUCCAGCAAAAAUGUGGUGCUAUUGCCGCACGACAUACAUGCCAAUGUCGUAUCUUUACGGAAAAAAGUACCAUGGCCCGAUCACGGAUUUAGUUUUAUCACUGAGACAAGAAAUUCAUGCGAAGCCCUACGAUCAGAUCAAUUGGGACAAGGCACGGCAUGGUUGUUGUAAGGAUGAUCUUUACUAUCCACACACCUUUGUACAAGAUCUGCUUUGGGAUACUCUCAACUACUGCUCGGAGCCCCUGAUGAGGCAAUGGCCUUUGAACAAGAUCAGGCAAAGGGCCCUCAACAAGGCGAUUGAAUAUAUGCGCUAUGAAGCAGAGGAAACUAGAUAUAUAACCAUUGGAUGUGUGGAAAAAAGUUUACAAAUGAUGUGCUGGUGGGCUCACGAUCCAAAUGGUGAUGAGUUUAAGCAUCACUUAGCCAGGUUGCCUGAUUACUUGUGGCUUGCCGAAGAUGGCAUGAAAAUGCAGAGUUUUGGAAGUCAAACAUGGGACAGCGCCCUUGCGACUCAGGCGGUAAUAUCAACAGGCAUGGUUGAGGAAUACGGAGAUUGUCUCAAGAAGGCGCACUUCUUCAUAAAAGAAUCUCAGAUAAAGCAAAAUCCAAAGGGAGAGUUCGAAGGCAUGUAUCGUCACUUUACUAAAGGAGGGUGGACCUUCUCCGACCAAGAUCAGGGGUGGGUUGUCUCGGACUGCACAGCCGAAGCAAUGAAGUGCCUGCUUUUGCUCUCGCAAAUGCCUAAUGAAAUCGCGGGAGAGAAGCCUGAUGUUGAGCUUCUGUAUGAAGCUGUGAAUGUGCUCCUUUAUUUACAAAGUCCCAAAAGUGGCGGAUUUGGCAUCUGGGAACCCCCAAUUCCACAGCCGUAUCUACAGGUUUUGAAUCCCUCGGAACUCUUUGCAGACAUAGUGGUCGAGCAAGAACAUGUCGAAACCACUGCUUCCAUUGUACAAGCUCUUCAAGCAUUCAAGCACCUGCAUCCAGGUCACCGGGAGAAGGAAAUAGAACUUUCAGUGGCAAAGGCAUUAAGCUAUCUCGAAGAGAAACAAUGGCCAGACGGUUCAUGGUAUGGUUAUUGGGGAGUCUGCUUCAUUUACGCCACAUUCUUUGCGCUUAGAGGAUUAUCCGCGGCAGGGAAAACAUAUGAAAAUAGCGAAGCAGUUCAUAAAGGCGUCAGCUUCUUUUUGUCAACACAAAACGAAGAAGGCGGAUGGGGAGAAAGCUUCGAGUCUUGUCCAAGCAUGAAAUACACACCACUAGAAGGGAACCGCACGAAUUUGGUACAAACAUCGUGGGCGAUGCUCGCGCUUAUGUAUGGCGGACAAGCGGAGAGGGAUCCCGGACCUCUACAUAAAGCAGCAAAGUUGCUAAUAAACGCGCAGAUGGAGGAUGGGGAUUUCCCUCAGCAGGAAAUAACUGGAGCGUACAUGAAGAACUGCAUGCUGCAUUAUGCGCAAUACCGGAAUAUUUUCCCCUUAUGGGCACUGGGAGAGUAUCGUAAACGCAUCUGGCCAGGCCUUCCCUGUGCCUCUAAACAAACACAUAUACAACCUCAGUGAAUGUUCAAACUUUUAUGGCUGCGAAUCUUGUGCUGAUUCGAUUCGACUAAAUUAGUUGAUUUGACUCGAUCAGCAUAUGUUAUACGAAUGAUCGAUAUAUAUUUGGUUGGUAAUACGACUGAUCCACGUCCAACUUUUAUAGGUAUGGGAAUGUGGUUCACAUUACACGUAAGUAUAAUGA
Andrographis paniculata is the source of this 2652-nucleotide messenger RNA. RefSeq names its product dammarenediol II synthase-like. Gene Ontology annotation, molecular function: beta-amyrin synthase activity. The record is from RefSeq and is a predicted model, not a curated record. The transcript is spliced from 18 exons. Gene Ontology annotation, cellular component: lipid droplet. The coding region runs from base 156 to 2471 and encodes 771 amino acids. NCBI's taxonomy places the organism in Eukaryota, Viridiplantae, Streptophyta, Magnoliopsida, Lamiales, Acanthaceae. Gene Ontology annotation, biological process: triterpenoid biosynthetic process.